Molecule: messenger RNA, 1287 nt
Organism: Guillardia theta CCMP2712
Lineage: Eukaryota; Cryptophyceae; Pyrenomonadales; Geminigeraceae
Exons: 5
Coding region: 100-906 (268 amino acids)
Biological process (GO): protein phosphorylation
Molecular function (GO): ATP binding; protein serine/threonine kinase activity
Source: RefSeq, a predicted model, not a curated record
GUCUGUAUAUCCGAUUUUGAACUCCUCAACAUUGUUGGGAAGGGAGCAUAUGGGAAAGUCCUGCAGGUAAAGAAGCUUGAUACUGGCAAGAUAUACGCCAUGAAGAUCAUCCGGAAAGACACGCUAAAGAAGAAGGAGCAGACUCGGGCAGAGAGGAUACUGGAAGUCGUCAACCACCCCUUUAUUGUCCAGCUGCAUUAUGCGUUCCAGACUGCCAACCGGCUCUGUUUUGUGAUGGACUUCAUCAACGGGGGUGAGCUCUUCUCUUACAUUACAAGGGAAAAACACUUCUCCGAACCGCGAGCUCGCUUCUACGCAGCUGAGAUUAUCUUGGCGCUGGAGUAUCUACACAAGAUGAAUAUCAUCUAUAGGGACCUGAAACCUGAGAACAUUCUGCUCGACGAGAAGGGCCACAUCCGCCUCACCGACUUCGGACACAGCAAAGACGACCAGAGCGACGAUGAUCGUGCGUUCAGUAUGGUUGGCUCUCCCUACUACAUGGCGCCGGAGAUUCUGCUGAAGCAGGGGCAUGGCAAGGAGGCAGACUGGUGGUCGCUUGGGAUCCUUAUCUACGAGAUGCUCGUGGGUCUUCCGCCCUUCUACCAGGAGAACACAAAGAAGGCGUAUGAGGCGCUGCUGACUCAGCCAAUCGAGUUUCCUUCCAACAUCUCCAGCGAGGCGCGACGGAUGGUUCGAGGGCUGAUUUGGAGCAGGAGGAGGGAAACACUGAGGACUAGGGACGGAGAGGGAGUGGAUGUUGAGAAUAACAUUCAUUGGGAAGUGGAAGUGACGAUUGAGAAGGAGGAGCCACCCUUCAAGCCAAGAGUUCGAGACAUCACAGACGUGAAGAAUUUUUCGCCAAAUUUCACGGUGACCGUGAUGUGUGGGAUGAGAGGAAGGAAUUGAAGCUUAUUGACAACAAAGGCGGGGGGGGAGGGGGGGGGAGGCCACUCUGUGUAACGCGUUUGCUCGCUGCAUGAAUGGUUUCUUUUCCUUCCCUCCCUCCCUCCCUCCCUCCCAUCCUUUUUCUUUCCUGCCAUUCUCGCUUUCAUUCCAUCAGCAUGUCUUUCUCAAACCCUAUUUUGCAGGUCGAUUUCUCGCACAUCAGCGCUGACGCAGAGAUCAAGACUGGUACGAAAGAACAAUGACGAGGAGGAAGCGAUGAUGAUGGCAGUGACUGCUGUCCCCUUUGCAGUCCCCAAGGCCAACGAUGUCUUCUCUGACUUCCAGUACGUCGCUCCAGUCUGGACUGUCUUGUCCUCCCCUGAGCUCCACCCGCCUGUCAAC